This is a messenger RNA of Kuraishia capsulata CBS 1993, 2289 nucleotides long. RefSeq lists its product as uncharacterized. NCBI's taxonomy places the organism in Eukaryota, Fungi, Ascomycota, Pichiomycetes, Pichiales, Pichiaceae. Bases 1 to 2289 code for a protein of 762 amino acids. Gene Ontology annotation, cellular component: cytoplasm. The record is from RefSeq and is a predicted model, not a curated record. The transcript has a single exon. Gene Ontology annotation, molecular function: ATP binding; ATP hydrolysis activity.
AUGGCACCCAAGUCGACUCUGAAUACGCCGACGAAGAAGUCGAGCUCCAGUUCGGGUCUUGGAACACCUUCGGGGCUGGAGAAGAAGUCUAAGCCGUUCGCUAACGAGUUCAUACUGAGGCCCUCAGUAACGAACAAGGGCUCGCUCAAGCAUUUGGCAUUUUUCGAGGUAUCACCUGCCGCAAUGCAGGGGCUUCAGUUGACCCCAAAAUCUUUCGUGCGACUCUCGCGGCUGGCAUCCAUGAAUGACGACCAUCUAGUAGGAAUGAUAAGGCCUAUAGAGACAGACGAAGCUAACGACUCGUUCCGCGACCGCAUAAUAUACGUUUCACCCAGCUUCUUAAAGUGGUGGAAUGCCCAAACCAGUGGAAACAAGUUAUGUUUCGGAGAAAGGCUCAAGAUCACACAAUUGGCGGAUCAUCUGAAGUUCGCGAAGCAUGCAAGCAUAUCACACGACGGAUCCAGAACUAACAAGGAAUUACUGAGACAAUUGAAUGAUAUUGGUGUAUUGUACCCUGGAAUGGUAUUAUCCAGUCAAGGUAUGAAGGUGGACCGGGUAUGGAGCUCGGAUCUAAGUAUCGAAGACCUGUCCUUAGAAGAAUCACUCGAAAAGACCCCAUGUAUUUUCAACGAGAAGCUCACCACAGUGUCGUAUACGGUGGAGGAGAUUAAAGACACAAAACUAGAGCUUGCUUUUGACCAAUUGGGAGGAAUAGCUCGUCAAUUGGAGCUACUCAAUAGCUCAAUUUCGAUACCAUUAUACUCACCAGAUAGCUUUGCGCAGUAUGGGAUAACACCUUCCAGAGGUCUGAUAAUCCAUGGACCCAGCGGUACGGGGAAAACCACCAUCCUAAAGGGCGUUUCCGAAUAUUUUGGAACUGAGAAUACCCAUGUGCUUAAAAUUGACUACGGGUCAAUCGUUUCGAAGUACUUAGGCGACACCGAGCUCAAACUGAAGGAGAUCUUCAAGGAAGCAAUGACGUUUCAGCCAAGUGUUGUCAUGAUUGAUGAACUAGAAACUUUAACCGGAGGAAACGAUGAUCGUGAUGGUGAACAGCAAGCUGACUUGUCGGUUCCACAACUGACGAGUACCCUGACCAUGAUUUUCGACUCGUUUCAUGACUCGGACCGUGUUGUGGUCGUCUCUGCCACGAACGAUCUCACCAAGGUAGACUCCAAAUUGCGUCGGAUGGGCAGGUUUGACAGAGAGGUUGAGAUCAGCAUUCCUGAUCAGCAGGCCCGGUUUGAAAUACUGCAAAUGCUGGUUGGCAGAAUGGGCAAGAUGUGCGAUCUGAAAUCCGAGGAGAUUGAGAUUCUCAGCAAUAAAACCCAUGGUUAUGUGGGCUCGGAUCUGGUGGGACUGUGCAGAGAGAGUGUUUUCAAUGUGAUCUCUCAUGAAGCAGGAAGACACGUCCAGAUGUCCGACUUUGAGGAAUCAUUGAAAACGAUCAAGCCAAGUGUGAUGAAGGACAUUUUCCUGGAGCUACCGAAGGUCAAAUGGAGUGACAUUGGUGGCCAGGAAGUUAUCAAGAGGAAGCUUCAAGAAAUGGUUGCACUCCCGUUGAUAGCUACCGAUACGUUUUCGAGGCUCGGGAUCAAAGCCCCAAGAGGAAUGCUUCUCUACGGCCCUCCUGGUUGUUCCAAAACGUUGAUAGCAAAGGCACUGGCACAUGAGUCUGGACUCAACUUUCUGGCAGUCAAGGGUCCAGAAAUUUUCAACAAGUAUGUUGGUGAGAGUGAGAGAACGAUACGAGAGAUUUUCAGAAAGGCCAAGAAUGCUUCACCAUCGAUUAUCUUCUUUGACGAAAUAGAUGCAUUGGCCAGUACGAGAGAUGAUGGUGCCAGUGGUUCCCAUAACAACGUUCUCACCUCUUUGUUGAACGAGAUUGACGGUGUGGAAGAGCUAAAAGGAGUGAUGAUCCUCGGAGCUACGAAUCGCCCAACAGCAAUAGAUCCGGCUCUUCUGAGACCAGGGAGACUGGACAGACAUCUCUACGUUGCGCCGCCAGACCGCAGUGCCAGACUCAAGAUUUUAGAGAACCAAUGCCGUAGCUUCCAGAUGACACAGGAAUCUUUGGAACGAUUGGCUGACCAGACAGAAGGGUGUUCUGGUGCCGAAGUGGUUCUACUGUGUCAGGAGGCUGGACUGGGUGCAAUAAUGGAGGACAAUCAUUGCGAUAAGGUCGACGUUGGGCACUUUCAGAAGGCCUUACAAGAUUUGCAAAGGGGAAUAACACAAGAUAUGUUGGAAUACUACGAGGAUUUUGAGAAGCAGAGUUUGGGACAGUGA